CUAGUAGUAAAUUCUUACAAAAUAAAGAUACGCGAUAAUGGACAAUCCAUACUCGAUUAAAUUCACAUUUGUAAGCCCAAAUUUAUGUAAAUGUUGGAGCGUAUUAGCAUUUACAGAAAGUUGAGAAUACGUAUAAACAAUGGUUAAAUUCGAUUGGCAGGUUAUUUCUUAACAACAAAAUAACUUAAAACAUUAAUAAUUUAGAAAUAUUCUAUUUUGAUAGUAUUUAGUUUAAACAAUAAGUAUAUUUAUUUUUUCUAAAUUUUCUAAAUAUGUUAGAGAAAACUCAUAUUAACGGUCACAUUUUAUUUAACGUUAAACUGCAUUAAUUAAUUUCUUAUGUUCACUUGAAAAUACGUUUAUGUUUGUGUUUGAGUGUUUAAUCUCUUAUAAAUAUGAGACAAAAUUUCAUUCUAAAAUACCAGAUACAAACAUUUUAAUAUAUUAUAUUAAUAACAUUUGCCACUUAUUUCGAAAACAUUGGCACAAUGGCUCACACUUCUUCCCGAACUACUAUCGUAUUCAUUGUUGUUGCUUUGAUUUGUGCGUUCGUUCCUGCAUUCUCUGUUGAAGAAGCUGAAGCAAAAUCACUAUGGGAUACCUGUCUUCUUAAAAUCAGUCCAAAAUGUGCGUUGGAUAUAAUUGGUGUUGUCUUUGAAAAUUUAACCAUCACUGAUGCAUGUUGUCAUGAUCUUGUACAAGAAGGAAAAAUGUGUCACGAUACUCUUAUCAAAUAUAUUGCUGAGAAGCCGCAUUUAGUUGCCCACGAAACAGAGUAUUUGAAGAAAAGUGAUGAUUUGUGGACUCAUUGUGUCUCAGUUUCGCAAACUGCUUAA
This is a messenger RNA of Brassica napus (rape), 836 nucleotides long. RefSeq lists its product as uncharacterized. The coding region runs from base 489 to 836 and encodes 115 amino acids. NCBI's taxonomy places the organism in Eukaryota, Viridiplantae, Streptophyta, Magnoliopsida, Brassicales, Brassicaceae. The record is from RefSeq and is a predicted model, not a curated record. The transcript has a single exon.